CCGCGUUCGCUCGUCCAUACUCUGCUCGAGAACACACCAUCCACGUUUCCACGAACUCUAUCGUUCGCUCUCUCGUGUGCUCUCUCCCCGUGGAUUUCUUGCCCCGCGCUUGGAACGAAUAAAAAACCGAUCCGAUCGCUUUGCGCGUAAGUAAAGACAUUUCUAUCAUCUUUUGCAUUUUCGACGAUCCCCUUGGCGAAGAUCGAAAGGAUACAGAAGUGGAGGAGGAAAAGGAAAAGGAGAAGAGGAGGAGGAGGAGGAGGAGGAGGAUAUAUAUCCGUCGGUGGUGGCGAGCGGAGACUUCGACGACCGGUACGAAGGAUGUCGCGCGUGGUGGACCACCCUGACUGUCGUUGUCGUCACCGUGUAUCGGUGACGACGAUCCUCGCCGCGAUCUUACGGUGAGAUCGCGCGGGCCCCGCGUGUGCGUGUUUCUACUUUUCUUCUUUUUCUCUCUCUCUCUCUCUUUCUCCUCUCUCCUUUCCCUUCCUCUCCGCAUAAAUAGACUCUCGAUACUACGCCUCUCCGAUCUCGGAUUACGAGGAAACAGGUCCGCCAAACUUAUACGCUGCUUGCUUAUGUAUAUAUAUGUAUAUGUAUAUACAUACGUGUGUGUGAUCAUUUAUCUCUUAUUGCGUAACGGAGAUACGAGGUAUAUAUGUAACGUUUAUCGUGAAAACAGUGUUAUGCCGGUAAUAAAGAUAUCGGUGAAGAAGGAAGGACAAAUUUCGAUUUGUUUUCGGGAAAGUGGUGACUGACGACACGUUGGAGGUGUUGGCCUCCUCCAUGUGCGGUGAGAGGAGAAGAAGCGGAGACUGAUCGAGGGAAGAGCGAUCGGGCGAAGAGGGGAAAAGCGUUGGUUGGGAGAUAGAUAGCAGGUGAAUGUGACAAGCCCAUCAGCUUCGCGCGCGACGCCCGUGGGAACCCGUGCCUGGAUCCCUGGAUUUAAUGCACGCCGGAAAUCGCAGCAUGGAGGACAUAGUGAGUACACCUGUGACGGUGGGCAGCACGAGCACGCCAAGCACCAACACGGUUCACCCGGGCGUGAACGACAUGGACUGGUUCGCCGGUGUGGCCGAGGAAGAAUUGCUGUACUACACGGGCGUCGGGAACGACGUCGACUCGCUUUGGGCUGUGAUCGGGAGCUUCGUGCCACCGCCGCCUAGGCCACCUUAUUUACCAGAGGAGGGUGUUACCACCGACGGACUCACCACCUGUGAUUUGUGCUCGUGGGCGUGGAGAAACGACAGGCAUUCCUUUUCCCUCGACGGCACUCUCGAAGCUCCUGGAGAACUUGGAUGGGUGCUGACUCUAGUGAUAGUGUCCUUAGUGUCGGCGGGUAUCGGCGCCGUGGUCAUGGUGACGCUUCUCCAUUGUCGAAGAUUGAAAAGCGCCGGUGGCAGAGCGAAUUGUUGCAACGUCGGCGUGGACGAUACGAACGCUCAAGAAACCAGUGGCCCGGGUAGCGGAGGAGGAGCUGGAGGUGGAGUGGCGGUUAUACCCGAUCGACCGCCUCUCGAACUCGACAAGCUGCCACCUUAUCACGAUGUCGCUCCUAGUCCUGGGCACAAUGUGUGGUCGUGGUUAGGCUCGCGACGCGGCGGCGGUACACCGGGAGUCGUGACGACGCCUCUGUCGCUUCCGCAACACAGACGAGCGAUGAAUCUCCCCGUGGAGAACCACUACACCCACAUGCAAACCGACGAGGCUCUAUACGCAGAGCUGGACUCUCAGGCCGCGAGCUACGCGAGCGAUCUCCAGCUACAAAUGAGAGGAAGCUCGACGUACGGUACAACUUCCGGCGGCCAGGACGACGAGUACCACGAGCUCGACGCCGCGAGGUUACAUCGUCAUUACGGCGGUAGCAACGGGGACGGAUCUCUGCAGAGGGACACGCUUCGUACGCGCCACAGUAAAAGGUUACAAGAACCGGAUUACGAGAUGUACGAGAACGGGCCGUCGACGCCAGUCCCGCCUGGUCAGAUGCAGCAUCACCACCACCAUCACCACCACCACCACCACAAUCAUCACCAUCAUCAUCCUCAGGAGCUACGCGUGGGUAGCAGGAACGGGGACCACCCCUCCUACCAAAACACCGCGUACACAGGAAGCGACGCGGAACCGGAUGGGCCGACGUUGAGCAGCGCGCCGAGCAGCGCCUACUACAGCGACCUGAGCUCGAAUUCGGCGAAUCAACAGAUGCCACCGGCGGCCGCACCAGCCUCCGGAGCCAACACGAAUCUCCACCUGAACCAGCAAGGGGGAGGCCUGGAAACGCCUCAGUAUCGAUUGGCGGCGAUAAACGAGACCUCGGUACCAUCCGACUAUAUUUAGAACCAAAUUUCUUCAAAAGAAUUAGAGCGAGCGAGCGUGUUUUUCUUAUAUUUAUCUUUCUUUCCUCGAGAAAAAGAAGAAGAAGAAGAAGAAGAAGACUGAACGCGCUUUUUGAGACCAAGAUGACAAUCCCAACGACUCAGGACAUUAUAUUAAGAUCGUAGGAGAUGUUGCGAAUCGAGUAUCGGAGAUUAGAUUGCGAGGUUAGGUUUGCCAGGGAACGCCAGGGAAAGGGAAUUCCUCGACGAUGAGAUUCACGGCGAAACGGUAGUGCCAUAACAAGUACCCCGGUCGAUGUCUUCGAGAUUGGUUGGCGGACGCGACGAAAGCGAGAAGAAGAAAAAUUUCGAGCAAUUUUUCGAAAAUUCUGUUUCCGAUAAGAGAGAAAAGGGAAGGGAAAUUUUUAUCCGAGGGGAUUUUUAAAAAUGUAUCUCGUACGAAUGGUACGUGUGAAUAUUUAACGAGAUAAAUCGGUGCUCGUCACUGAAUCGUUAAAUACAAGGUAUCCGCCGUCAGGUUCGAUCCUCGUUUAUCUUCGAUCCUCGUUCGACGCUGGAAUUAAUUCGUUUCACCCGAUUCGGCAGGACUCGUUUAAUCGACGCCGUCGUGUCCUCUUAAUUACCUUCCCCUCGGACAGCCUCGAUUGUUCCUUCGACAGAACACGAACCGGUGGAGACGUUCCCCGCCCAACGGAUUCCCCGCGUUUUACGUCUUUCGUUCGUAUCUCACCUGCGCACCCACCUUGUCGCAAUCACCUUCCAACAAUCCCCUUCUUUAAAUCCCACGUAAAUCUCCAAUUUCGAUUCACCGCCGAAGUUUAAAUAAUUCAUUCAUUCGGCAUAAAUAAGGUAUAAAGAAGAGGAGGAAAAUUUUGAUCGUCGCGAUUCAUUAUAGGCUCUUGAGAAAUUUGAAAGAAUUCUGUAAUUUUGUAACUCUUAUUAUUAAAUUUUUAAACUCUCCUUGGGUAACUCUGAUCCACUAUGAACUUUCAAAAAAUUCUAAUUCAUUGUAUAACUAUUAUUAUAAAUUUUUAAAAUUCUCCUUGGGUAAUUCUGAUCCAUUAUGGACUCUCAAAAAAUUCUAAUCCAUUGUAACUAUUAUUACAAAUUUUCAAACUCUCCUUGGAUAAGGAAGUAACUCUGAUCUACUAUGGACUCUCAAAAAAUUCUAAUCCAUUAUAUAACUAUUAUUAUAAAUUUUUAAACUCUCCUUGGAUAACUUUGAUCCACCAUGAAUUCUCAAAAAAUUCUAAUCCAUUGUAACUAUUAUUACAAAUUUUCAAACUCUCCUUGGAUAAGGAAAUAACUUUGAUCUACUAUGGAACUUUCAAAAAAUUCUAAUCCAUUGUACAACUAUUAUUACAAAUUUUUAAACUCUUAGAUAACUCUGCUCCACCAUGGACUCUCAAAAAAUUCUAAUCCAUUGUAUAACUAUUAUUAUAAAUUUUCAAACUCUUCUUGAAUAACUCUGAUCCACUAUGGAAUUUUCAAAAAAUUCAUUGUAACUAUUAUUACAAAUUUUCAAACUUUUCUUGGAUAAAGAGAUAACUUUGAUCCACUAUGGACUCUCAAAAAAUUCCAAUUCAUUGUAAUUAUUAUACAAAUUCAUUUUCAAACUCUCUUUGGAUAAAGAGAUUCUGUUGUAACUCUUAAAUUAAAUUAAAUUUUCAAAUUUUCUCUGGAUAAGCUUGAUCUACUAUGGACUCUCAAAAAAUUCUAAUCCAUUGCAUAACUAUUAUUACAAAUUUUCUCCUUAGAUAACUCUGAUCUAUUAUGCAUUCAUGUCAAAAAAAUUCGAAAGAAUUCUAGAAAAAGAUCCAUUAUAACUAUUAUUACAAAUUUUCAAAUAUUACUCACAACUAAUUCUCCUUAUUUAAAACACGGAUCGUAUAAUAAAUGCAUAAUAAAUAUUUUGAAAAGGGAAUCGAGGAAUGAAAUUCUUCGGCCAUUUUGGUUCAACCCCGGAUAAAUCGACGUAAAUUACGCGAAAGUGCCGCGUGCCCGUAAAUUACCAGUGCGACAAAGAAUGGCAACGCUUCGUUGAACGGCCGAAAAAUCGUUGGCGGCUCUCCUCUUUAACACAGGAGGGGUCCGCGCAACAACAGAUGCAACGAUGCAACUUGCAAUAAUUAAUUGCGCCCCCGCGGUCACAAUGGCGAUAGGGAGAGGGAGAGAGAGGGAAAGAGAGCGAGAGCCGGUGGGGUGGCUGGCGCGCAUUAUUCCGCCACGAAAAAAAUCCCACGAACGAGGCGCGCUGUCCGAUCGCUGGUUUCUUAUCGUUACGCGAACGAGAACGGAAUUUUAUGGAAUUCGUUUGGUGCCCACGCUUAAUUAAGGUUCCGCUUUCUUCCCCGACAAAAGGAUCUUCCGCAUCUUUUCGCGUUUUCAGAUUCGCCAAGAAAUUUAUAUUCUCGGUUAUAUUCUCAGACAUUCUACCACUUUCGUUAGAAUUUCGUGUAAAAUUGUGUGAAUCAAUUUUCUUUUUAAUCGAAAGCGUCUAAAGUGUAUAUAGUAUUUUUAAUAAAACGCCAAUGCAAGAAAAAAAAAAAAAAGAGAAUGAUAAGAAAAAUGACGAUAAGACGAAUUAAUAUAAAAUGAAAGAAAUCUCCGUCUACGUUCCAUUUUCUAAAAUGCAAAGUUUACUCCACUCGUUUACUCGGCGAGGAGAGUCUCGAAAUUCUUGGAAGAAAUAUUAUUUUUAUAAUAAAAAGAGAAAAAAAAUUCGGCGAAAUUUCUGGAUCGACGUGGAACUUGGCCGUGGAACGAGGAGGAGAAGGUGGUGGAGGAGCGCGCACCAUCUUCGCCCCUGCUACGGGAUAUGUAAAUUAUACAUGUAAAUAUAGCGAGGCAACCGAGCCGAGAAAGAUCGAACGGCGAGAUAUUGAGAUACGUGUUGGCGAUCCGCACACUUUCGCCUCUUCCUUUCGUCGAUUUUAUGCGAUCGAACGCUCCUGGUUAAAAGUCACCGGAUAUCUGUUGACUUUAAACGCAUAAAUUUAUCGAUCUAUUAAUCUGUUAACUGCGUACGUACUCACCGUUCCUUCAUUUUUCCUCCACACAAUUUGCAACAUUUUUAAAACACAGCUAACAAAUUAAUAAUUCAAAUUUGUAAACUUGUUUCUUUCGUCUAUAUUAAUUGUAAAAUCGUAUAUCUAAUGUAAUUGCGUAGUUUCGUAUAAAGAUAUAUUUAUAUUAGUAUCGUUAAAAUGUAAAGAUUUGCUUACAAAUAACGUGAACGUGGCUCGUUGCAAUCCCAACGUUCAUUUGUAUUGUGCGAGUGUCCGGUGACUUAUGGACGGGAGUGUUUACGCCCGAAUACCUUUGUCGUCGCUCCGCCACCGAAAAAUAUUCUUAUCCCCGCGUGCGCGCAUACCGCCAACCCGCUAAUUCCUAUGCAUUUUUCGCAUUACCGGUGAAACGGCAGCGUUCCUCGUUGCCCGAGGAGAGUUCCCACAAUGGAAAAAUGUUAAGUGGAAUGAAACCCUUAACUCUGCCCGGUUAAAUUGUUCAUCGACUGGUUUCGUCGUAUCGCGUGUCGUUUCGUUUGAAAAUUUAUCCGAUGUGGAGGACCGAGGAAUUUCGAUCGAUCGUCCUCGGUCGAAACGAUGGAUUUCCCAUUCUUUCGCGUCGAGAGAGAGAUUAACGCGAGUUAUGAUGGAAUUAGGCAAUAUCAAGAUUUGUACGGACAGAUUCUUAUAAAACUUUCACAUUUUGACGCUUUGUAUAUGUUUAAGAGACUCGGGAA
Apis laboriosa (Himalayan honeybee) is the source of this 6078-nucleotide messenger RNA. RefSeq names its product TSC22 domain family protein 1. The record is from RefSeq and is a predicted model, not a curated record. Bases 949 to 2334 code for a protein of 461 amino acids. NCBI's taxonomy places the organism in Eukaryota, Metazoa, Arthropoda, Insecta, Hymenoptera, Apidae. The transcript is spliced from 7 exons.